Molecule: messenger RNA, 1008 nt
Organism: Ambispora gerdemannii
Lineage: Eukaryota; Fungi; Glomeromycota; Glomeromycetes; Archaeosporales; Ambisporaceae
Source: the annotation of a GenBank genome assembly
AUGACGACGGCACCGCAAAAUCCCAUAACUAGAGCCAUCUGGGAUGGCACAUUGCCAAUAAAGUUUUCACUCGAUGCAACAGAAGCUGCUGCGUUAGGCGCAAAAACUAUUAUAGAGCCUUAUUUUGUAUUUCGUGGUAGUAGAGGAGGUGCUGGUGGUGUCUACUUGUCAAUGAAUUUGCAUUUGAUUAACAGAUUACAAAUGUGUACAUACGAAGAUCAGAUAAGAAAAUAUUUUGUUGAUAUGGCACUUAAUUUUAUUGGUGAUGAUGCAGAGAUAUGGUAUGAUGUAGAUGGGACUCCAUUAAAGUGGCAUUACCCAAUUGGAUUAUUAUUCGAUUUGCAUACCGGAUAUCGACCAGACUCAAAUAGCCCGCCGCCAUUACCGUGGCCUGUAACAGUACAUUUUAAAAAUUUUCCAGCAGACAAAUUAAUUCGAGCACAAGAAAUAGAUGCAACACAGGAUUUUUUUAUGUCCAUGAUUAAAGAGGCUGAUUUUUUGAGAAACGGAAGCACAAAAAAAGUGAUGAAUUUAUCAAAAAAUGAUCAAACACAAUUAUGGGAUGGGUUAUGGUCUAUAUUCAUUGUUCUGUUUACAAGUUUCGUAUGCAUAUUACAUAAAUGCCUUAACAAUUUAAUUAAUUGCAACCAAAUAUACCGUACGGAAAACUAUGAGCGAUUCUGGAGUGUAAAUUAUCGAUUAGUUAUUAACGAUGGACAAAUGCCACGGCAUAUUCCAUUGCGAAUUUAUUUACCGGAAAAUUGUCCGGUAAUACAAGAACCGGUCACGCCGGUAGAUGAAAAUGGAAACCAACUUACCUUGGGUGACGUUCUACACCAAAUACUUCCCGACCUGUUUCCAUCACCGGUAGCAGGUGAGAACAAUUCCACAGCCGCGCCGGUAAUUCAUGGUGUGAUUCCACAAUUAGAAAUGCCUAUUGUAUGGGCGUCACAGAAUCUUUGUUAUCCUGAUAAUUUCUUACAUAUUGUGGUUUUGAUGGGUAUAUGA